Messenger RNA from Anastrepha ludens (Mexican fruit fly), 1300 nucleotides. RefSeq lists its product as uncharacterized. The transcript is spliced from 2 exons. The coding region runs from base 40 to 984 and encodes 314 amino acids. The record is from RefSeq and is a predicted model, not a curated record. NCBI's taxonomy places the organism in Eukaryota, Metazoa, Arthropoda, Insecta, Diptera, Tephritidae.
GUUAAAAGACUAUUAAGUUACUUCGAGUUCUUUAGUCCAAUGUCUACAAUGCGUGCAUAUUCCACUAUUAAAUGUAUCCAAGGUUUUCGUACUACCAUAAAAUCGAUGCUGGAAUUGUGCGAGGAACUUUUUCAACAGCAUCAAAAUUUAAAAUUUAUUUUCCUUGGAAAGUUAAACCAAGAUUGUCUAGAAAAUUUCUUUUAUCGGGUCCGAGCUAGUCAGGGUAUUAAUACUCAUCCCACAGCACACGAAGUACAGUAUAUAGUAGCGCGAUUGAUAUCUAUGAAAAUUUUACGACAGCGGUUCGAAAACAAAGGCAAUAAUUGCGAAGAUGAUGAUGAUAUUAAUUUAGACUGGAAUUUAGGGACUGAGGAUCAUCAUCUGGAGGAAGAAGUAGGAGAACCGCUAAAUGAGCAACUCGUUUUAGAAAAUAUAGAGGUAGGAGACGAGAAUUUUGCCGAAGAACAAAAUAUAGCUGAGGUACAGGUGCAGCGUUAUUACACUGGCUAUGGUAUUUACCAAAAAUUACUGUGUAAGCUAAAAUGCGACAAAUGCGCCCACAUUAUGAUGAAAACACAAGGAGACUUAAAAUUGCAUUCCGAAGCCCUGAUAAGGUCUACAAAUUUCACGGAUGACACCGAUUUGAGACUGGUGAAUCCUGAAGACAGGGUAUUCGAAGUGUGUCGCCUUCAGAUGAUGUGGUACCGUCAGCUUUUUGCAAAAUAUGCUCACGUAGGUAAUAUUCGCAAUCUAAUGUUGCCGGUUAUAAAACAAAAAACCGAAGAAGUAUUUCCCCAUUGGUUCGCACUAUCUGGCGAAUGUCAGGAUCAUCGCAUCAAGCUACUCGAUUUUUUGAUAUAUGUACUUCUAUUCAAAAAUGCGAAAUGGCUUUUACGGCAAGAAAAUACCCAAGUCAGGUGUCAGAAGCGGAACGAUAAACUAAAAAAGUUGUCGUACGUUGUAGGUCAGGGUCCAACAAGGUGAGUUGCGCAGGUCCUUAGGAUUUUUUUAUUUUUCAGGGUUUUCUGCAUCUUUCAGAUUUUUCUCUAUCUUUCAGGUUUUCCUUUUAUCUUCUUUUUCAGGUAGCACCUGAGCCUAGAUUUUGAAACCACUACAAUUUUCACUUAAUCACGAUGGAUUGAGAGUAGUGUUUUAAAAAUCAGGUAAAUCGCAUUGACUUAAUCGAUGUCAAUAUCGAAGUCGUGUGAGAAAUUGUUAUAGUAUGAGAACAAUUUCGUAAUUCGUGCUUUCACAAUUUUAUAUAAUUUUUGUUUUCAUUUCAGGAAAUGUAAAUACCUAU